AUGCCACCAAAAAAGGGAUCAAAGAGGAAGACGCCUGCGAACCCCGCAAGGGCGCCCAUGACAACGUCAUUGCCAUCGAAGGCCAAACUACAACAAGCGGAGGAAGAGAAGGCACGAUUAGCGGCUGAAGAAGAAGAGAAAAAAGCUGCUGCUGCCGCGGCCGAGGAGGAGGCUGCGCGAUUGGCUGCGGCAAAGACUUCGGAAGCGGAAAAUGGAAAAUUUCUUAGUCCGGAGGAUUACGCUGCACAACUUGAAGAUAAUGAGCUUCAGGAAUUUCUUGAGAAAAAUGGUGAUAAGGUAUCUCGGGAAGCAAGGAGAGUGGUCACCAAAUACGAAGGAGAGAGACGGACUCUGAGAGCUACUGGGAACACCGGGUGUACUUCUUUCAACGUUUCGGACUGGUUAGACGAGCAAGAUGUCGAACAAAUUCUUCAGAUGCACCGAGAGAGUGAGGGAGCAAAGCAUACGGUCACGGCGUCUGAUGAGACAGCAUACUCCCUCGAAGUCUGGAAGCUUUACCAUACUCUAUCAGACCUUGGGUUUAGAGAGUCACAUAUCAAAGAGGUCAUCACGCUGGGGAUCUCAGCCCCAGAAGAUGCCAUCGAAUACUUGAUUCUAUUCUACCCGGAAAAUCAGCUCCCAAGCUUUAAUAACCCAAAUUCUAGGCCUCCUAAAAAUGGACAACAACUUUUUCAAGUCGCCACUGGCGACGCGCCUACUAAAGCUGGAGGUAGAGAGCUUCUGGAUACACUACCUGCCGAUGUAUCUUCGGAGGCCCCCACUGGUACUCUAUCAAAGGAACCUGUUGAAAAGCUAGAAGAUGAUAUUUCGUCAGAGAGCGAAUACGAGGAAGACAACCUAGAUCCUGCCAUACUGGUAUCGCAGUAUCUUAGAUAUAUGCGAAAAACAAGUCGCAUUACAGGAAUUUGGAUCGCAGAGUUCUCCAAAAAGUCUAAGAAGAAAGGGAAUGCCGGGGUCUCUAUCUCUCAAUCUGUGCCCCUGACAAAGGAGCGUUCUCAGCAACUAUCGAUCUUAAUAUCCAAGUUAGAGAGGCUCAAAACGGAUCCAUUAUUCGACCAACAGCAGGCUGCUGAGCUCUGGGAAAGAGAGGUCGAAGAAGAGAAACAAAGAUCAACAGCCAUGGCCCGCUCAAGGACGAGGAAAGCCGCCACCGGUGAAAAUAAGCGAACCGGAAGCAAUUCUAGAAGCGGUGCAGGUAGUGUUAAUGGAGACUCGGGUGACGAAGCAAUAGUGACUGGGUUUGGAGGUAUUAAGCUUGGACGCAACAGAAGCAGGGCAUCUAGUAGAGCUAGCGCUUCCAGUACAGAUGGCGGGGCUUUCGGCACCAUUUUCAACGCGGAACCAGGGAGCGAAGAUCCUAAGCCGUCAACUAAUACCACUUCUUUUGUCAGAGAUUUUGGGAAACCCUCGGAGAUAAAUCCAUCUUCGAAGAAGAUUCUUGAGGAAGCAGUGAGCGGCCGUUACGCAGGCGCUAAGGUUAGCACCAGGGAUAUUAGCAAUAGUGCGAAUUUCCAGUCUGAGAUUUACGUUACAUGGCCGUUGUCGGGAAACUUGCCUACAGUAUUUCCAUCGGAAAUCAGCGAGACCGACGAAGAGGGACAAGAAAGAAAGGACGUAUACUACUCAAUUCAUACACUCAAAUCUCAUGAUGGAAGAUCUAUUACAACACGAUUUAGGAUGGUUAAUAUCUCGUGUCCUACGAAAAUACAAGCCGAUUUUUUCUUGGCUACCGUUGUUCUUUAUCAACUGUUUCCUGAAGAAAAGCUCUACUUGCGUCUAAAUAGCGUUUGGAGAGGGUACUGGCAGGAGUUGCUAGCAGAAGCAAAACUGGAGGCUGACAAAAAUGAGAAAAAAUUGCUGAAGUGGGUACGAAGUGCGACGGAGGAUAUCAUGCUAGAUGCAAGCCCUCCAGAAGAUAAGGGUAGAAUCAACCUAGAAGCUGAAGUUGGGGAUGGAAAGAAAAUAUUUUACGAAUCUUUGGAAUUCAUGACGAUGCAGCAAAUACGAAGCACAUACGAAGCGAAGAUCACGAAUCCGAUGUAUCACUACAUGCUCCAAGGGAGGAUGGGACUUCCUAUCUGGGCUUAUAGAGAGCAGCUUCUCCAAGCAAUUAGUGAAAACCAGGUCACUAUUGUUUGUGGUGAGACUGGGUGCGGAAAGAGCACUCAGCUGCCUGCGUAUAUUCUCGAGAGCUGCCUUGCUGCCGGAGAGUCGUGUCGCAUAUUUGUUACGGAACCAAGACGUAUUUCGGCUAUAUCUCUGGCAAAGAGAGUGUGCGAGGAGCUGGGAGAAAUGGGAACGGAUCUAGGUACCAAUCGCUCCCUUGUUGGGUACUCUAUUCGGCUCGAAGGAAAGUUCACUUCGAAAACACGCUUGAUCUAUGCUACGACUGGUAUUGUUAUGCGCAUGCUAGAGCGUGGUAAUAAUCUUCGAGAAAUUACACAUUUGAUUCUCGAUGAAGUCCACGAAAGGUCAAUUGAAAGCGAUUUCCUGCUUCUUGUCCUCAAAAAGUUGCUUGCUGUGCGACAGGACCUCAAAGUAAUCCUAAUGUCUGCAACUGUCGAUGCCAAAAAAUUCUCAGACUACCUAGACAACGCCCCGGUUUUCCAGAUCCCAGGGAGAACAUUCCCAGUCCAAACCUUCUAUUUGGAGGAUGCGGUCGAGCUUUCUGGGUUCAUCCUCUCAGAUGAUUCUGUUCGCCGCAACCGCCGCCAAGUUGACGACUUUGAUUUGGAUGCGGGUGAAGAAACCGGACCGGCAUCGGCGUCUAGCUAUGAAGGUUACAGCACGCAAACACGCAAAACGAUGGCUCGAUUUGAUGAGUGGACUAUCAACUAUGAUCUUAUUGUACAACUCUUGGCUAGCAUUGCCACGAACCCUGGCUAUGUUCCUUUCAGCAGGGCUAUUUUGAUCUUCUUGCCGGGUCUCAGCGAGAUAAGAAAACUUCACAGUACUUUGCUAGGGGACCCCAACUUUCAAAACGGCUGGGUGGUUCAUGCACUACACUCCACGAUCGCUACAGAAGAACAGGAACAGGCUUUCCUGCUACCCGAACUGGGCAUCAGAAAGGUUGUCCUUGCCACCAAUAUUGCAGAAACGGGUAUCACAAUUCCAGAUAUCACAUGUGUCAUUGAUACUUGCAAAUCCAAGGAAAUGAGAUUCGACGAAAAGAAACAAUUGUCAAGACUGAUUGAAACCUUCAUCUCAAAAGCCAAUGCGAAACAAAGACGGGGUAGAGCUGGUAGAGUACAGGAAGGGCUGUGCUUCCAUCUUGUGACGCAAGAGAGGUUUAAUAGCUAUUUCCCAGAACAGCAAGUCCCAGAAAUGCUUCGGCUUUCACUCCAAGACCUUGUUUUACGAAUCAAGAUAUGUAAUCUAGGAGGGAUUGAAGAAACUUUGUCAUCAGCUCUUGACCCUCCCACACCCAAGAAUGUCUCCCGAGCAAUAGAUUCUCUGUUGGAGGUUAAAGCAUUGACACCAAAUGAGGAUUUAACGCCGUUGGGAAGACACCUAGCUCAACUCCCUCUCGAUGUUUACCUCGGCAAGCUUCUCCUACUAAGCUCUCUCUACGGCUGCGUGGAUGUCUGCGUAACAAUUGCAGCUAUCCUUUCCUCGAAAUCUCCAUGGGUCCAACCAUUUGGCAAGCGUGAGCAGGCUGAAGCCAUUAGACUUACCUGGAAAACAGGGGAUUCCGAUCUUCUCACUACUUACUCUGCCUACAGUGGUUGGCGCCGAGCUGUCGAAACGAAAGGCGUAAACGAGUUUGAAUUUUGUAACAAAAACUACUUGAGUUUCCGAAACUUAGCCGCAAUCGAAGAAAUGAAGACCCAGCUCUUCGUGGCCCUCGCGGACAGCGGUAUCAUGCGACUGGAACCCGAGGAACGUGUUCGUCUCAACAGAGCCAGAUACUUGCGCCGUGGGAAGACCCAAUUCUUCACCGCGCCUGAUCGAUAUGAUUUUAACAGUAAAAACGACGACGUUGUUUGUUCUACCAUUGCCGCUGGGUUCUACCCAAAGAUUAUUUCAAGAGAUGGCAAGGGGUGGAAGAACAUCGCGAACAAUCAAAGUCUUAACGUUGCGGUUACUUCGGUGAAUCGGAAGAACAAUCGCAUCGAUUGGCUAUCGUAUUACAAUAUCUUUCAAUCAAGCAGCAAAUAUUACGAUGCGUAUGAAACAAGUCGGGUGAAUGAUAUCGUGUUAGCAUUGCUAUGUGGUGAUGCCGAAUUUAAGCUCUACGCUGGUGCUAUGAUCAUUGACGGUAAUCGUAUCCGUUUUGUAUUUGAAAGCUGGAAGGGAAUGGUUGCUAUCCGUAUACUUCGGAAUCAAAUCCGCUCCCUGACGGCUCAAAAAUGGAAAAAUAUCGACGUUGGGAUAUCCCCUGAGGACUUGCAAUGGUUUGAUAUUGCAAUGCGUGUUUUGGGGCGUGGUAAGGUUAGAUCUUCCUAG
Orbilia oligospora ATCC 24927 is the source of this 4467-nucleotide messenger RNA. RefSeq lists its product as uncharacterized. The coding region runs from base 1 to 4467 and encodes 1488 amino acids. Gene Ontology annotation, molecular function: RNA binding; ATP binding. Gene Ontology annotation, cellular component: intracellular anatomical structure. The record is from RefSeq and is a predicted model, not a curated record. The transcript has 4 exons. NCBI's taxonomy places the organism in Eukaryota, Fungi, Ascomycota, Orbiliomycetes, Orbiliales, Orbiliaceae.